CCUAGGCCUUCGGAAGACGGACCAUUUCCCGCCUUUUCUUUGAUCGGUAUAUAAAAUCUCAUCAGACGGAUUUUCCUUCUAUCGGUUAAAUCAGAUUAUGGCUUCUUCUUCCUCCUCAAGAACCCUAAUUGAUCUUUUUCAACCUGCUAAGCGUUUGAAAAGACUCCCUUCUCCUCCAUCCCCUUCUUCAACUCCAAAUCUGAUCUCGACGACUGCGGCGGGAUCAUCCUCCAAAUCUUCUCCUCUCCGCGUUUCCUCCUCACUUACUAAUGAUUUUUCCGGCGCCGGCGGUGAUGAUGCUUCGAUCUCUCUAUCCUCCCCGAGCUUGACAGGCGAGGAACAAGCGAAGAUCGAGUUCAACAAAUUGCAGGCGAAUUCAAGGAGAAAUCUCAAAAUCUGUUUGGAUAGAGUUGCAACGAUAUCCAAAGAAGGAGAUAGUAAGGGUCUUAUCGACUUGGAAAAACUUCUGGUGGAGGAGACCUGGUUGGGCAUGAACAUUCUCGAUGGAGAGUUUCAUAAACCUUAUGCCAAAGAACUAUACAGGUAUCUGCAGAAUGAAUUAUACGGAAGCAAAGGAAAAGGAGGAGGAUCUGGGAAGCCAAUCUAUCCACCUUUACACUUGAUCUUCAAUGCCCUAAACACUACCCCUUUUCACAGAGUUAAGGCUGUCAUUAUUGGUCAGGACCCAUACCAUGGACCUGGUCAGGCAAUGGGACUUUCUUUCUCUGUACCGAAAGGUGUUAAAAUUCCUUCAAGCCUAAUGAACAUGUAUAAGGAACUUAAGCAAGAUUUGGGUUGUUCAAUUCCAUCUCAUGGGAAUCUUGAAAAAUGGGCUAUCCAGGGGGUUCUACUGCUCAAUUCUGUUCUUACUGUUAGGGAACAUGAGGCUAAUUCUCAUGCGAAGAAAGGGUGGGAGCAAUUUACUGAUGCUGUCAUCAAAACAAUUUCAGUGAAUAAACAAGGAGUUAUUUUUCUCCUAUGGGGAAACUAUGCUCAAGCUAAGUCCAGGUUAAUCGAUGAGACAAGGCAUCAUAUUCUGAAAUCAGCGCAUCCAUCUGGUUUAUCCGCACAUAGAGGCUUCUUUGGAUGCAGGCAUUUUUCACGUACAAACCAACUCCUGGAACAGAUGGGAGAGUCUCCCAUAGAUUGGCAACUUUAACAUCUUAGUUUAUUAAUAUAUUUUGGAUUUUAGCUGUCUAACCUAUUUUGUCGAAAAUACUUGUUAUUCAAUUUGAAGUAACCAUUUUGGCCCCCAAUUAUUAGUCAACCAUUUGAAGUUCUUUUUUGUAA
Molecule: messenger RNA, 1290 nt
Organism: Impatiens glandulifera
Lineage: Eukaryota; Viridiplantae; Streptophyta; Magnoliopsida; Ericales; Balsaminaceae
Product: uracil-DNA glycosylase, mitochondrial
Exons: 7
Coding region: 98-1159 (353 amino acids)
Biological process (GO): base-excision repair; base-excision repair, AP site formation via deaminated base removal
Cellular component (GO): nucleus; mitochondrion
Molecular function (GO): uracil DNA N-glycosylase activity
Source: RefSeq, a predicted model, not a curated record